CACCACGGCCACCGGUGCUGCGGCCGUCGAACAGUAGGACUCCGGUUGUUGUCGUCGACGUGCACGCACGCAGCAUUAUCACGUCGCCCCGGUGUUGGCCGCGCGCAACGCAAACCCUCACGUGACGCUCGCCCGAUCCGAAUCGUAUCCGUUUUCACGUUACCACUUCCGAUCACCGCCGACAACCGCGACGAUUACGGGAACGCGUUCCAGCAGCCACGUUUAGGCGUUCGCGUUCGCGCGAAUCGAACACCGAUAACAGACACGUCGACCGCUGUUCGGUACCCCGUCGAGACCGUGCCGUGCGAUCGGUUAGCCCGCGCGACACGUCCUCGAAGACACCGCGGCACAGCGGACGCGCGUCGCACGUCACCCGCGUCCACCCGCAUCCCGCCCGUCGGCCAUAUGGAGACGGACAGCAACAGCGACAACGAAAUGGCGCCGGCCGCCGCGCAGAUGCCGCCGUACAGCCGAGCCAACAUCGAGCUGCUCAUCAGACGUCACCAGGCGGCCGUCACGGCUCUCGGUCUGGCGUUCAACGGGCCGCAGCACCGGCCGGUGACGAACGCGGCCACGUCCGUUCCGGCGCCCAAGCACCACACCAUCGACGCCAUACUCGGCCUGAAGCGCGGCCAAGACCACAAGGACCAAGAGUCCGGAGGCGAAAACAGUUGCAAUUCGAGCGACACCGAGCAAACGCGCCAUCAGCACGUACCGUCGGAUCAGCAAAUUCGCGGUGGCAACGUCAGCGGUUGCGACGGCGGCGGCGGCGGCGGCGGCGGCGGAGGACUGCAACAGCGACGGUCCGGCGACAUGGACGAUUGCAGUGGCGGCGGUUGCGGCGACAGCAGCGACGGGGAACCGGACGACGAGCACAUGUCUGGUGGCCGGGCGAGCGCGUCACCCGCGGCCGCGACCGGUGGCAUGUCGCCGCCCGACAAGAAGAAGCACCGCCGGAACCGCACCACGUUCACCACCUAUCAGCUGCACGAGUUGGAGCGAGCGUUCGAGAAAUCACAUUACCCGGACGUGUACAGCCGCGAGGAGCUGGCCAUGAAGGUCAAUUUGCCGGAAGUCAGGGUCCAGGUGUGGUUCCAGAACCGGAGGGCCAAGUGGCGCAGACAAGAGAAGAUGGAGGCGGCACGACUUGGCCUGAACGACUACGUGCACUCGACGAUGACGGGCUCGUUGAGCCGAAUGCCCGGCUCGAGCCUGGCGCUGCCGGUUGACCCGUGGCUGUCGCCACCGUUGCUGUCCGCGCUGCCCGGUUUCCUGUCGCACCCGCAGACUGGUUACCCGAGCUACCUGACGCCGCCCGUCGUGCACAGCCCGUCGUCCAUGAAGUCACCGCCAUCGCCGCAGCAGGCGGCCAUCACGCCACCAUCGUCGUCCUCGCUGUCCACGUCGUCGUCGUCCACCGCUUCCGCUGCCGACCCCAGGACCUCGUCCAUAGCGGUGCUCAGACUCAAGGCCAAGGAGCACGUCGAGUCCAUCUCCAAAGGCAUGCAAAUGGUCUAAGCCGGGCCCCCGCCGCAGCACCCAAUCGCGUUGACGCGCGGUCACACGUGUAAAUGUUGCGGUCAAAGUCCGACCGCCGCCGGUCGAUCCUCGGUCGGAUCGACGAUCGACGUACGCAAUCGAGAACCGUCAAAAAUCCGAAAUCUACUAUCACUUUCGGGCUUCAACCGAACGUGUGCCAGGAUGUACCUACGCAUUUCAUUGGUAAAAGCUGGACAAAUAUUAGAGCUAAAAAUCGUUGUAACCUAUCAACAAUCGUUUAAACGGCAUCAUGCCGAAUAACAAUUUCCGCACGCAAAUUUAUAGAUAUAGUUUUUCAAAAACCAGUUUAUCGUUUUGGGCGUAUUCGGUUUUUACCGAAUAAAUGUGUAGCCUAUUGUCAAUGGCGUUGGUACAAUAUAAACUGUUUUGGGAAAUGUAAAUUAGUUAUAAGUACACAUAAUCUUUCGACAUUGUAACAAUACCAUAUUAUACUUUUGUUUUAAAGUUCCUUCGACGCUAUCCGGGUUCUCGAAUAUUACGAUCAUUUGAUAUCGUACGGGGGGAAAAAAAAAACUGAUUAAAAUCGUUUCAAAUAUUGUAUUGCUUUCGACAUAGUUUGUAUAAUAUAAUAUUUUAAUGUUUUUUUUCCGUAAACGGGUGUACAAAAAAAAAAAAAUCGGUCUUGAGGCCCCUCUACGAUACUAAUCAGGGGUGAAAAUCCAUUUGGGCUCGACCGGGAAUUUCCAGGGUCUGCACACCUUUGGACGUCAGACGACAUAAACUAUAUCGUUCUGGUACGUAUACGUACGCAGUUUUAGGGUCAAAAUAAAAGAGUCUUAAGAAUAAAAACGUUUCGUUACUCGAUCGCGACGAUCGUGAAAUGCAUAUUAUACCUACUUCAUUUGAACAUCGUUUUAACCGGCCAUCGAACUCCUCCCCCCCUCCGGUGAUAUAUUUAUCAUUAAUCCAAAGGUCAGCCAACCAUAUAUUACACCAUAAAGUUCCUUGUAGUUAUAUAUCUGUCUGUUUAGCGUACGUGUGCACGUGCAGUCCUUCAACACUCAUUCCAUUGUAAUUUAUUUUGUUACCAAAAAUUUUUCCGUCGUAGUUGUCGUCUCCGAAACCCCCGUGGCGGCUAUCCUUUACUCACACCCGACAAUACAUUUAUUAAUAACAUAUAUUAUUUGUCAAUUGCCGAAUAUAUUCAAAAUUUCGUUUGCGUUACGCUAUAGUCAAUUAUUCAUGAUCAAUCUAUUCCAUUUAUUGUUUAAGUAUUGUUAUUGCUCCCCGAUGGAAAAUUAAAAUAAUUGAAAUUGAAAUUUAUUCAACGUUAUUGCACAACCGUUUUGCGUGAGAUCCGCCACUGCGCACACCCCUUUCGUGUUGUCGCCGCGUUCUCGUCGCUUAAGACGUAACUCCUCACGUGCCCGAAUGUGAUUUUCGUACUGACCCUUAGGAGAGUGUAAAAUUAUUAUUACUAUUAUUAUUGUUUUCCAUUAUGAUGUAAUUAUGUGUAUAUUAAUAUUAUUGUCAUAUUUUGUUAAACUGUUCCUGCAAAGAAGUGGGAAAAAAGUGUAUAUUUAAUCAAUUGUAAUAACUAUUUAAUACGUCACUAUAAUAUUAAAAUAUUAUCAUAAUAUUAUUGUAUACGCUAAAAAUCUGUACGCAUUUCGAAUCCUCUCAUGUAUAAA
Messenger RNA from Sipha flava (yellow sugarcane aphid), 3191 nucleotides. Its product is annotated as retinal homeobox protein Rx1-like. The coding region runs from base 406 to 1518 and encodes 370 amino acids. NCBI's taxonomy places the organism in Eukaryota, Metazoa, Arthropoda, Insecta, Hemiptera, Aphididae. The transcript has 3 exons. Gene Ontology annotation, molecular function: RNA polymerase II cis-regulatory region sequence-specific DNA binding; DNA-binding transcription factor activity, RNA polymerase II-specific. Gene Ontology annotation, biological process: positive regulation of transcription by RNA polymerase II. The record is from RefSeq and is a predicted model, not a curated record.